GGCUACAAAAAUGGCUACGGAUGAAAAACUGUUCUUCCAAAAAACUGUGCACCACCUGGCAAGGUCUUUGGCUGCCGUUAAAGACUCUACUUGGGAUAGUAUAAACACUCUAUUUUCUCUAUGUCCCCAAGAGAAUGCCCAAGGUGUGUUUAGACUUGAUCAAAGAUCCCUAGAUGCAACAAUAGCUUUAGGGAUCUAUUUCCUACAGUCGGAUCUGCAACACUUUGACAAGAUUCUGCCCUAUUUGAUUCGCUUAUUAAAAGGUUUACCUAAGGCUGUCUGGUCAGAUGAUGUUCAGCUUAGCCCCACUGAUCGAAUUCCUGUUGCAGAAAAGUUUAGUUUUUGUUUGAACACUUUGCUCUCUGACGUGGCUGUGAAAAAAGAAGCCAACAGGGAAGAAAUUAUUAGCAUUCAAGUUGGUUUUCUGGGAGAUCUCACUAACAUAAUUCGAAGCAUUUAUAAGGAGGAAGAAAAGAAUCGUAAUAGGAAUAAACUCACUCUGUGCAAAAUCACUGUACCAAUUUUAAUUGGACUUGCUCGUUCCAUGGGAAGGUUCGCUACAAGUGGUCCUCCUCUUCUGUGUCGAUUGUUUCCUAAACCUGAAAGACCAAAAUUAGUCACACCUGCCCCAACAAAUGAUUCCCAAGUAGCUAAAAAGAAAAGUUUCUCUAAUUUCAGAUCAAUAAUUCCAAGGUCACUUUCUGGUAAUUUGAAUUUGACAACUCUAGAUAUCUUAACAUUAAGUUGCUUAGAUCCUACUGCUGACAUGAGUACAUUGGGGCGGAAUGAACAGAGGUUGCAAUUGGUGAGCUACGACCCAACAAUUCACUUCUUUUGUAAGUACGGAUCUAGUUUUAAUCAGUUUCCACACAUGCGGAUAUGUGAUCCAUUUGAAAGGCGAGCCAAUAACUUAAAGUUUGUCAUUGCUCAUUUAAAAAGUGUUUUAUAUUGUGCAAAAAAGCUCUUAACCUCAGACAUGCUUGAAUAUCUGGAUUCACAAGCUGCUGAUAUACAUGAAUCAGGCCAAUUUAGAAUCUUUCCUUACAGAAGUUUUAGUGAAACUUUGAAUUUGGUCAUGGUCACUCUUUUACGAGAAUUGCUCCAAUAUCAGUUUGAUCUACCAUCACCAUUCACUAAAGAUGUUCAAGAGUUUGUGAAGGGCCUUUUCCUGUCUGGACAGACUGAAUUACAACCUAGACAUCACUAUGCAAGCGAACGUGAAGAUAAAGAAAUGAAUUUUACAACAGUGAAUAAGUUCAAGGUCAACGUAAUGGCUAAUUCUGCCUGUGUUGAUCUGUUAGUUUGGUCUAUUGGAGAUGAAGGAGGAGCUGAUAGUUUAUGUGGAAGAUUGGCAGAAAAGAUUAACUCCAGCCAUAACUUGAAGCUUGUUCUUGCACACAUGCCCCUGUUGAUGGUUUGUCUUGAAGGGCUGGGAAAAUUAGCAGAAAAAUUCCCAACAAUCGCAAACACAUCUAUUCAUUGCCUCAGAGAUUUUCUGGUCACGCCAUCACCAAUUCUUGCCAAGUUGUAUCGUCUGCAUUCAGACAAAGCUAAUGUAAAUGAUAUUUCUGUGGUAAUGCAAGGGAAUGAACUAAAAGCUGUCCAAGAAAGACCGAUCCAGUCUCAAACACCCUUUGAGAAACUUAGAGAUGCAGCAAUAGAAAAUCUUUGUAUAGCUCUUAGAGCCUCAUACAGUGUUGACGCAUACUGUAUUCCAGCACUUGUGGCAUCACUUUCAAACAGGCUUUUCACUGCUGAAAAAUCAGAUGAAUCAUCACUCAUACCCAUGAAUACAAUUGUAAUGCUUGGACAUAUUGCUAUUUCACUUAAAGAUACACCGAAGACAACUGAUACGAUUUUACAGUUCUUUCAACAGCGGUUUUGCAGAGUUCCCUCAGCUGUUGAUGUUCUCAUUGUUGAUCAACUUGGAUGUAUGAUAAUAUCCAAGUGCGAAACCAAUGUGUAUGAGGAAAUAAUGAGAAUGUUUGUAACAAUAACAGUAGAAGCAAGCAAUGCUGCGUACAGCAAUGAUAGAACUAAUCAAUACCGCCAUGUCUCUGCCGCUGUUAUUAAUGCACUGGCAAAUAUUGCUGCAAACCUGCAGGGUGAAACUGAAAUGAACGAACUAUUAGUUCGCCUGCUUGAAUUAUUUGUUCAACUCGGAUUAGAAGGAAAGAGAGCAUCUGAAAAAGCACCAGCUUCAAACAAGGCUUCAAGCAGUGCAGGAAACUUAGGUAUGUUGAUACCAGUUAUUGCAGUAUUAGUGCGACGUUUACCGAUGAUUCGUCAGCCUAAGCCAAGGCUUCAUAAACUGUUUAAAGAUUUUUGGCUGUAUUGUGUCGUGAUGGGGUUCAUAACAGAUUCAGGUUUGUGGCCGGCCGAAUGGUAUGAAGGAGUAAAGCAGAUUGCAGUCAAGUCACCAUACCUCGUAUCUCAAACAUCAUCAAGAUCAGAAAUGAGGGAACUGCAGUAUACAUCGGCUGUGAGAAAUGAUAGUGUUUCCAUUAAUCAGUUGCAAGAAUUCAAAGCUCAAAUUUUGGUAUUGUUAGAAAACCCUGCAGAAAUUUCAGCAUUGGUGAACAAACUCAACUUUGCCCAAUGUACUUAUUUGCUCUCAGUGUACUGGCUUGAAACUCUACGUGUAGAAAAUUCAACAGUACCAAGCAUACAUCCAAUACUGGAGUAUCUCAAUGAUGCAACAAUACAGAAAGAUAAAUCUGGUAUGUGGCAGUGUGUUGCUUGUGUGGGGGACAAAGUAUUCAAUAAAUUCUUAAAUGUUAUGUCAUGUAAACCAAAAGAUGAAAGCAGAGAAAAAGAACUGGAAUCACAUGCUCAAUUCAUGUUAAUAAAUUUCAACCAUAUUCAUAAACAAAUAAGACGGGUUGCUGACAAGUAUUUGUCAAGUCUUGUUGAUAGAUUCCCUCAUUUGUUGUGGAAUUGCAGAGUAUUGUGGAGUAUGUUGGAUAUUCUACAGGUACUGUCAUAUUCAUUGGAAUUAGAUCCUAAUGAGGAAACACCAAUGCUUAGAGUUCCCAGUACUCCGUACAGCAUUCCCUUGAUGGAUACUCUAGAAGCACGUGAGAGUAUUGUUAAUGACUUUGCUGCUCGCUGUUUAGGGAUUGUUCAAGAAGCAAUGAAAUGGGCUCCUCAAGCAACAAGGUCACAUUUGCAGGAAUACUUAAACCAAAUCCCUCACUCUGGCCAGUGGCAUCAUUCAGGGCUAGCUCUAGCAACAGAAAGUAUUCUUAUGUCCAAAGGUUUGAAUCUCCAAUCAGCUCCUCUCUCCACAAGCACCCUUGAAAAAAGACCUCGGUGUGUAAAAAGUGACUCUUCCAGAUUUGUCUCCUCUCUCAGUCUCCGAAGCAGGUUUUCUGGUCAAGUUGCUGGCAUGCUACAAACUGGUGUACCAAGAGAUAAGAUCAUAGAGAAGAUUAUCAAAGAUGUUUGGGAUGCAUGUCAUGAAGAAUCAAAUGCUCAGCAUCACAGUGCUCUUUGGCGUGCUACUGCCCUGCUAAUAUCGUCAGAAGAUGCACCUCGAAAUCUAUUAAAUGUUGUUGCUUGUUCUCAGCUAGAAUUGUUUACAGAAAGAGCAAUGAUAACGGCAACGGAAUGUUGGCAGUGGCUCAUCACUGCAAGACCAGACCUGGAGUUACAAUUUCUUCAAGAAAUGUUUUCAGCAUGGCAGUGUUCAGUGGAUAAACAGUUGGGUUUGUUCUCAAAAGAAGAAGAAGAAGUGAGCCCUCUCGCUGCUUAUGAAGGAUGUGUUCUUGAACCUCUUCCUCCAUUUGUCAAGCCUCAUGAUAUUUGGAUUCAAUUCAUUGUUGAGCUUGUUGAGACUGCAAAAUACAACAACCAAGAUAAAGUUGACAUGUUGGCUAAUCUAUUGCAAUAUUCAUUGUUCAUGAUAGUUGGAGGUACUGAACAACCAAGACAAAAUAGACAUAUUGCAGCUGUGGGAGCAAGAUUUAGAUUAUUGUUAUGUGGUCUGUCAUUACUGCAAGGAGACGUCCUCUCAAGAUCUCUGGCUAAAAAUGUUUUGCGUGAACGCAUCUACUGCACAUGCCUAGACUAUUUUUGUGGUCCUAAACUCUGUCCUUCUCAAAGAGGAACAGAUUUACGAGAUGACAUCCAUGUUCUUCUAAAGUUCUGGCAGACAAUGCAUUCAGACAAAAAGUACUUGAUGGCAAGUGUAAUAGGAGAUUUUGAUGUAUCAGGAUCAGUUGCUGACCAAAAUCUCACAGGAGGUGAUGCAAAAUCUCAAAGUGGAAUUGUAUCCUCUAAUGACUUUCCUCGUCCUCAAACAGCCACAGGGUGGAUUAACACAGUUCCCCUCUCAUCUUCUACAAAUACCUUGACAAAGAGGUCUAAUCGGUCCAAACGGCAAGUGAAUAGUGGCGAUUUAUUUGUGAAGGACUAUAUCAAAAAAAGAAACCUUAUUUUAGAUCUCCUUGCCGUGGAAAUUGAGUUCUUACUAAUAUGGCAUAACCCUACAUCAAGACCUGAUCUAAACUUUCCUGGAGAAGAUACUAUUGCUGCCUGGAAAUCCAAAACUGUAUCUGAACGCACUCUCAGGGACACAGCUCGGUUAGCAUGGGACAUAAGCCCAGUGUUAGCAGUAUUCUUACCUGAUAGAUUGAAAAAUGCAGAUAGUAUAGUGAAAGAAGUUUCCAGGCUAGUUCGUUUACACCCAACAUCAGUUUGUCACAUCCCUCAAGCUCUAAAGUUUCUUGUUACAACAGACACAUUAUUAAAUGAUGCACAAGAACUUGUUCACAUGUUGUCUUGGGCUAGAGUCACACCCAUUCAAGCCCUUGCUUACUUUUCCAGACAAUACCCACCACAUCCCAUCUCAGCUCAGUACGCCAUCCGAGUAUUGAUGAGUUAUCCUGCCGAUGCAGUUCUAUUCUACAUUCCACAAUUAGUUCAGUCUCUUCGUCAUGAUACAAUGGGGUAUGUAACUGAAUUCAUCAAGUACAUUUCCAAGAAAUCACAAGUUGUCUGUCACCAGCUGAUUUGGAACAUGAAAACAAACAUGUAUAUUGAUGAAGAGAUGCAUCAAAAAGAUGCCACAUUGUUUGAUACAUUGGAAGCUUUGACGAAAACAAUUAUAGGGUCCUUAUCAGGACCUGCAAAACAGUUUUAUGAGAGGGAGUUUGAGUUUUUCAGUCAGAUUACAAACAUAUCCGGAGAAAUUCGUCCUUUUCCUAAAGGGCCUGAAAGGAAAAGAGCUUGCUUAGAAGCGUUGAGUAAAAUUGAAGUUCAACCAGGAUGUUAUUUGCCCUCAAAUCCAGAAGCAAUGGUGAUAGAUAUCGACUACAAAAGUGGGACACCUAUGCAGAGUGCAGCAAAGGCCCCUUAUUUGGCUAGGUUCAGAGUUCGCCACUGUGGCAUCAAUGAGCUGGAAACUAUUGCACUGUCAAUUUCAGAAGGAACAUUAAAACUGGAUGACAAUUUGAACUCUGGUAUGGGUCCAGAAAUGUGGCAAGCUGCCAUAUUUAAGGUCGGUGAUGAUGUUAGGCAGGAUAUGUUGGCUUUACAAGUUAUCGGAAUAUUCAAAAAUGUAUUCCAACAAGUUGGAUUGGAACUGUACUUGUUUCCGUACAGAGUAGUUGCAACUGCUCCGGGGUGUGGUGUUAUAGAGUGUGUUCCAGAUGCGAAAUCAAGAGAUCAGCUUGGAAGGCAAACGGAUAUAGGCAUGUAUGAAUAUUUCAUUAAAACGUACGGAGAUGAAACCACUAAGGAAUUUCAAAAUGCACGUCGUAACUUUGUGAGGUCAAUGGCUGCUUAUAGUGUUAUCGGUUUCCUCUUGCAAAUCAAAGACAGGCACAAUGGAAAUAUAAUGCUAGACAUAAAUGGACAUAUUAUCCAUAUAGAUUUUGGGUUUAUGUUUGAGAGCUCUCCAGGAGGUAAUCUAGGAUUUGAACCUGACAUCAAGCUGACAGAUGAGAUGGUGAUGGUGAUGGGUGGGAAGACGGAAGCUGCUCCAUUCCGGUGGUUCACUGAACUAUGUGUCCAAGCGUACUUAGCCGUCAGACCUUACCAGGAAGCCAUCAUUUCCCUAGUGUCUCUUAUGCUUGAUACAGGCCUUCCAUGCUUUCGAGGACAGACCAUCAAACUCCUUAGAGCACGAUUUGCUCCUCAAGCCAGUGAAAAAGAAGCUGCUGCUUACAUGAUAUCAGUAAUUCGUAACUCUUUCUUAAAUUUCAGAACACGUACUUACGAUAUGAUCCAGUAUUAUCAAAAUCAAAUACCAUACUAAUUACAUGUAGCUUAUGAGUGCUUUAAUCAGAAAGAAGUAAAUAUUUUUUAUUUAGAUCUCUUUGAUAAUCAACUUGUAUUAACAGAAUGUGUAUCCUCAGUAAUUUGUCCUCAUAUAGACCUUAGUUUCGUGUGAUUUGUAUAUGUUUACUCUUUAAAAUAUAUAAUCUGUUUAAGUUCACAAAAUAUGUUAACAGUGAUAAAUAUAAAUAAUAUUGCAAAAUUAUUUAUCUUUAAUCUUGAAUGUUAUUACACACCAAGUAAAAAGAUUGUUAUUAUACCUAAUAAUACUUUUUGCAAUCACGUACAUAGUGGAAACAUGUGGCUGCAACGUAAUUGUUUUAAAAUUUUUAUUCAUAUAUAAUUUAACAUUGUUUGCUUUUUAAAUAGGAAUAGUUGUGCUUCAUGAUAGUCUAGAAAACAAUAUUGUCAAUAUUCAUAAUACUGUAUAUCAAAGCAUUCACAUAACUUCAGCAUUCUCAAUCAAAGUGUAAUAUUCUGAAUGAGUGAUCCAACUUACUGUUAAUAAUAUAUUGUAGAAAAAAGCUAACUAAUAUAAAUUAGCUUAUCAUUCUAUAUUUUGUUGUAUUGUAAUAUACUAAGAGUCUUUUCCAUACUUAGCAAUGUAAUGUUUAUCAGUAAAUGAAUUUUAAAUUCAUGACCAGUUCUUCCAACCCUUAAAAAUGUGCAGAUCAUAUUAUAAAAAAAUACUCUCCUAUUAAUAGUUUUCAUUUUUAAUAAAUUCAUGGCUUGAUAUAAUGUUAUUGAAUGUAUUUUAAUUAAAAAUUAUGUGAAAUCAAUACUAAAAUAUUUUCUGUGGUAAAAUAAAGAAUGUGUUGCAAGUAUUUUUUCCUUGUUUGAUUGUUAGCAUGAUUUCAUUUACUUACAGUUUUGUAUGUGGUCAAUUAUUUCAAAACUUCAUUUUAAGUGACACAAUCUGAAUGUAUGACUAUUCCUUGUCACCUUAUAUUAAUUACUUUUAAUUUUUUAUAUUGUAUAUUAUGUUACUCAUACCAUGUUUUUUUUUUAUUUCAGUACUAUACAAUUAAAAAAAUUAUUUUAUAAAAAUGGGUUAGUUAAUAAUUACAAAUAUGUUUGGUUUUGUUAUUACUAGUUGAUAAACUAAAUUAUCUUAAUGCUUCUUGCCAUUAUUAAUUAAUUUUAUCAUAAUUAAGUAUGUAUUACAAUGAUUGUAUAUUGAGUUUGAGUUCAUUAUUAAGGUAUUAUUUGUUCAUAUCAGUUAUAUGUAAAAAUGUGGGUCUAUUCCAUCUGUAUUUUUAUGUACAAUAAUUAAAUAAUUAUAUUGAUUGAUGUUAAA
This is a messenger RNA of Homalodisca vitripennis (glassy-winged sharpshooter), 7576 nucleotides long. It is a transcript of the gene Pi4KIIIalpha, whose product is annotated as phosphatidylinositol 4-kinase alpha. NCBI's taxonomy places the organism in Eukaryota, Metazoa, Arthropoda, Insecta, Hemiptera, Cicadellidae. Gene Ontology annotation, biological process: phosphatidylinositol phosphate biosynthetic process; phosphatidylinositol-mediated signaling. Gene Ontology annotation, molecular function: 1-phosphatidylinositol 4-kinase activity. The coding region runs from base 11 to 6259 and encodes 2082 amino acids. The record is from RefSeq and is a predicted model, not a curated record. Gene Ontology annotation, cellular component: cytoplasm; plasma membrane. The transcript has a single exon.